Messenger RNA from Cetraspora pellucida, 552 nucleotides. The record is from the annotation of a GenBank genome assembly. Lineage: Eukaryota; Fungi; Glomeromycota; Glomeromycetes; Diversisporales; Gigasporaceae.
AUGAAAAAUACUACCUCUAAGAAUAAUAAUAAACUUAAAUUACAAGCAGAUGAUAAAUCAAUCACAGUAGUAAUAACAGCAAUAGAUGCUAGGGCAAGGACAUUAGGGAAGAAUUUGAAGCCUAAUAACUUCAAAAAUUAUAAAAGUGAUGGAGAAGAUACUUUUGACAAAUUUGAUUAUGAAGAGGAAGACAAACUAGAAGGAUAUUUUAUAGAGGAAAACCCAGCUCUGUAUUUUACUAAUAUUGAAGAAAUACCUACAAAUUAUAAAGAGAAAAAGAAAAAGUUAAAACAACAGCAGCAAGUGGUGGAGCUUCUAAAACAAGAAAAGAAUAUAUUUACUCUAAAUAUUGAAAAUUUAGAGCGUACUGAUGUUAUAACUCACACCAUUCAUACUGCUAAUAUGCUACCAAUCAAACAAGCACCAUAUAGACUAGCCCCAGAUGAGAAUGAUUUUUUAAUAGACGAAGUACCAGAAGCCAGAGGCAUAGCAAUUGAAAAGGUUGAAUUAGCACAGAGGGUAGCCAAUGAAAGACAUGAUCAGUGGUUAUGA